AUGGGAGUUCCAGGAGCCUUCCACCUUCUACUCGUGUGCCUGAGCCCAGCACUGCUGUCCGCUGUGCGGAUCAACGGGGAUGGCCAGGAGGUCCUGUACCUAGCAGAAGGUGAUAAUGUCAGGCUGGGCUGCCCCUACAUCUUGGACCCUGAAGACUACGGUCCCAACGGUCUGGACAUCGAAUGGAUGCAAGUCAACUCAGACCCCUCACACCGGGAGAACGUGUUCCUGAGUUACCAGGACAAGAGGAUCAACCACGGAAACCUGCCCCACCUGCAGCAGAGGGUCCGCUUUGCAGCCUCAGACCCCAGCCAGUACGAUGCCUCCAUCAACCUCAUGAACCUGCAGGUAUCCGACACGGCCACCUAUGAGUGCCGGGUGAAGAAGACCACCAUGGCUACCCGGAAGGUCAUUGUCACUGUCCAAGCACGUCCUGCAGUGCCCAUGUGCUGGACUGAGGGCCACAUGACAAAAGGCAACGAUGUGGUUCUGAAGUGCUUUGCCAAUGGAGGCUCCCAGCCCCUCUCCUACAAGUGGGCCAAGAUCAGCGGACACACUCACCCCUACCGGGCCGGGUCCUACCACUCCCAGCACAGCUUCCACUCCGAGCUCUCCUACCAGGAAUCUUUCCACACCUCCAUUAAUCAAGGCCUGAACAACGGGGACCUGGUGUUGAAGGACAUCUCCAGAGAGGACAACGGGCUGUAUCAGUGCACGGUGGCCAACCACGUGGGCUACAGUGUCUGUGUGGUGGAGGUGAAGGUCUCAGACUCCCAGCGCGUCGGCAUGAUCAUCGGCGCAGUGCUGGGCUCUCUGCUCAUGCUGGCCUGCCUGGCAGUGGGCAUCUGGGGGCUCAUCUGCUGCUGCUGCGGGGGCUCCGGGGCUGGAGGCGCCCGCGGUGCCUUCGGCUACGGCAACGGCGUCGGGGUCGGCGGCGGGGCCUGCGGCGACUUGGCUAGUGAGAUCAGAGAGGACGCCUUGGCGCCCGGGUGCAAGGUCAGUGGGCGCGGCAGCAGCGUCACCCACCUCCUGGGGUACCCGACGCAGAACGUCAGCCGCUCCCUGCGCCGCAAGUACGCGCCUACGCCCUGCGGCGGCCCGGAGGACGUGGCCCUGGCGCCCCGCACCAUCUCCGCCGCCGCCUGCGAAGCGGGCCCCUCCCAGAUCUACGUCAAGGUCAAGAGCACCGAGCCGGACGCCUGCGCCCAGGGGCCGCUGCCUUGCAAGGACGGUCUCGUGGUGUGA
Molecule: messenger RNA, 1245 nt
Organism: Lepus europaeus (European hare)
Lineage: Eukaryota; Metazoa; Chordata; Mammalia; Lagomorpha; Leporidae
Gene: VSIG8
Product: V-set and immunoglobulin domain containing 8
Exons: 7
Coding region: 1-1245 (414 amino acids)
Cellular component (GO): intracellular anatomical structure
Source: RefSeq, a predicted model, not a curated record